Messenger RNA from Bursaphelenchus xylophilus (pine wood nematode), 19749 nucleotides. Lineage: Eukaryota; Metazoa; Nematoda; Chromadorea; Rhabditida; Aphelenchoididae. The record is from the annotation of a GenBank genome assembly.
AUGGCUGAAUGGUUCAAAAUCUCGGCCGGAAUCCGCUCGCAGAAGGCGCAUAAUCUCCCGAAAGUCAUGAAGUCGUCGGAGUCCGUGGAAACCGAGGACGAAAAUAAUUUGGAUUCCCUUCUCGAGGACAGUGAUUUAUUGACAACAUUGGCGCCAUCUCACGAAGCCGCCGAGGAGAUAUUGUAUGCGGCGGAGACGGGGAAUCUACAGAACCCGGCCGACUUUUUUCAUGUGAGUUUUGGGCGUUUUUAGACGAGAUUUUUUGAGCGAAAUUUUUUUUCGACUGCACUGUGCGGAAAAAAAAGUUUUUAUUUUUUUGGCGUUUAUUGUUAACCAAUCAAAAAGUUGUUAGUAUACUGUAAUAUAGAGCCUAUUUGCACUGCAUGUGCAAGUUUUUUAAUUAUAUCCCCUCCGGCAACAUGUAUUUUUAUCGACUUUUAUUUUUAUCGCACUGUGCGGAAAAAGGUUUUAAAUUUUUUCAGGUGUUCAUUAUUAACCAAUCAAAAAGUUAUUGGUAUGCUGUAAUAUAGAGGCUAUUGGUAUUGCAUGUGCAAGUCUUUGCAUUAUUUCCCCUAAGGCAACAUGUAUUUUUAUCAACUUAUAUUUUCUCCGCACUGUGCGGAAACUCUUUUUUAUUUUUUUCCGGGGUUCAUUGUUAACCAAUCAAAAAGUUGUUAGUAUACUGUAAUAUAGAGCCUAUUAGUAUUGCAUGUGCAAGUUUUUGAAUUAUUUCUCCUCUGGCAACAUGUAUUUUUUAUCGACUUUUAUUUUUAUCGCACUGUGCGAAAAAAGUUUUUAAUUUUUUUCCGGCGUUCAUUGUUAACCAAUCAAAAAGUUGUUAGUAUACUGUAAUGUAGAGGCUAUUAGAAUUGUAUGUGCAAGUUUUUGAAUCAUUUGCCCUCUGGCAACAUGUAUUUUUAUCGACUUUUAUUUUCUUCGCACAGUGCAGAUUUUUUUUUCAUUUUUUUUGAAAAAGCAUAAUCCGAAAACUUAAAAAAUGAUUAUAUACUGUAACAUAGACCCGGCUGGAAAUACUAUCCAUCAUUUUUUGAGCUUUUCCACCCAGCAACCAAAUUUUUUCACAGUUUUUAGUUUCAUCGCACCGUGCAGAGAAACAUUUUUUCUAUUUUGUUGAAAAAGUAUUAUUCGAAAACUCAAAAAAUUAUUAUAUACUGUAACAUAUACACGGUUGAAAAUCAAAAUUCACCAUUUUCGAUCUCUUUCCCCUCCGGCAACCAAAUUUUUUCACAGUCUUUAUUUUCAUCGCACCGUGCGAAGAAAAUUCACCGCACCGUGCGAAGAUUUCAAUUAAAAGUCCGUCUCAACAGUAAUUUUCCUAUGCACUACAAAGCUGUUUUUCCUACAGUGCACUUAUCAAAAGAAUUUGAAAUCCCGUCGCACGGUGCGGUGAACCUUUUCGAAUUCCCCAAACUUCCGGGUCGAAACGCGACAAUUCCACUUUUUCUUCUCGCUUUUUUAUUGCUUUGCACUGUGCGCUGGGGCUUUUUUUAUUGCACUGUGCGUCUUGUUGCGAGUUUUAUUGCACCGUGCAAUUGGAAAUUUUCCGCCGCACAGUGCAAAGGUCAGAAAAAGUUGAAAAAACAAAAGCUUCUAAAUGUGGCAAACAAUUCAAGAAAUGCUAUUGUGUUACUGGCUAUCUGUUUGAUACAGUAUGACACUAGUUUUUUGUUAUAUCCUCACAAAUCUGACAUAACUUCAAAAAACAAUUUUCUUGCACAGUGCAUCAGAAAAAGAUGCUCCAAAGUUAACUUACAGGCAAAAUAGAGCUCUAAAAUUGUGUGAUUAUGACACUGAGGAGUUCCAAAUUACAGUAGGACAUCGGUUUUUUCCACAUCUAUCAUUUAAACUAACCAAAUUUGGCAAAGUUGUUUUGCACAGUGCAGAUUAAAAAAGUUGCGUAAAAACAGAUUUACUCUUGAGAUAAAAGUUCAAAACUUUUUUCCUACAUUGUUAAUAGGCUAUAUGCUACAGUACACUAUCAAAUUUUUUAAUAUCAAAUUUGGGAACACAAAAAAAUUAAAAAGAUUUUUUUUGCACAGUGCAGAAUUUAAUAAAUUGCCUAAAUUACCUUGCCGAACUUGCCCUAAGGGCUUACAGACAUUAUGCACUAUCUCAAUAGCAUCUAAAUUACAACACACCGACCUUUUUUUGAGGACUAAUCUCUGGCCGUUCGAAUACUUGCAAAAUUAUUUCCACCGCACAGUGCAAUCCGCCUACGAAAUUCAAACUCUCGGAAGAUACCAAAGAUUUUUUUGUUUUCCCGGUUCUCACGUACUUAGUAAUUUCCCUGCGACGACUUUUGCCCCACAACAAUUAUGUUUUCGAAUACUGCGAACGUAACCGCGGUAAUUAAUGUGUCCAUUUUUAACACCGUAAUUCGAGGGUAUAGCCCGGUUGGGUUGGGAUUAUUUUUGGUCAAACUGACGAACAUUGCCUUAGGGGAGGGUUCGGAAUUGGUUUCGCAAAGGGCAAAGAUGAGAUCGGGUUGGACAAACAUUUUUUAUUUGCUACACGGUGCAGAAAAUGAUUUGAAUUUUUUGAAUUUUUUUGGCAUUCAUGGUGGGUUGAUCAAAAAGUUGCUUAUAUACUGUAAUAUACAGUCUAUUAGCAGUGUAUGUCCAACUUUUGGUAUUGUUUUCCCUCCGGCAACACAUAUUUUUAUCGAUUUUUUCUGGAGGGUAUUACAAAGAAAAUCUUCCAAUUGAAUUGCUCAGAUUUUUUUAAAACUUUGCAAAGGUACUAAACAUAAGCCAGGUAUCAAUUCCUGAAAGUUUUAGCCCGCACUUUGCAGGCACAGCUGAGAUAUUGAACGAUCUUUGCGGCCGAGAGAGUACGCGAAAUGCGGAGAACGGUCAGAGAAAAUUCUUCUUGGCCGUAUCUUUGUCAAUUUUGGGAGGAGAAAAUUGAUUUUUUGUGGAGAUAUUACCCUCUACAAUAGAAAUAGCCGCAAUUUUGAGACAUCUCACAUAAGACCAUUUUAUACGAUGAAACAUGUUUGGACAGGUUUCGUCGUAUAAAAUGUCUCAUUGGUCAUAGCUUUGCCAGUUUUGAGCAGAAAAAAUCGAUUUUUUGUGCAAAUAUUACCCUCUAGGGUAGAAAUAAAAAUUAAACUGAUCAUGUUAAAAUUCACAAAAAAAUGUCCCAUUUUUUGCCAACUUUCGAUCUAAAAAGGUUGUUUCAGCAAAGCGCCAGGUAAAAAUCUCGCACAUAUCUCACAAAAAAUUAUUCUUAAUUUGUCCCAAGUUUCAUCAAAAUCUGAGCCUCGCACUUGCGGUACUUCCCUUGUUUAGUCAUGUUUUCUUCAAUCUACCCGUAAAUAAGGCAAUUUUCCAAUUAAUACUUGAGCAAGCCCUUGGAAGGGCCGGGUGGAAAAUAAAUCGAAUAAAAAUUAAAUUUUUAUGGGCUAUGUUUUUGUUUUCCAGCAGUUAGAUUUCAAUUCCUCCAGGCGAAUUGACUCAUUGGGCAAGACAAAACAUGCGAUUUUCAUUGUUUUAGAGAUGCUCUGUUAUUUUCAUAAAAGGUCAGAUUGUGAGCAAUUUCGUUGUCAUGGUACUACUAGUCCGUUCGCAAAGCCGCUGGAGUGAUUUUUUGACGUUUGCACAGUGCAGAAAAGGUCAGAGUGCAAGAGAUGGGCCAGAAAAGCCCUAGUUAGCCGAAAUUUUUAAUUCAACCCUCUUUGCGCCAAAAAUACUUUUUUUUGUCGCUUGAUUUAUUACUAUCGCCUUUUUUUGGGUUUCUCAUAAAUAGCCGUAUUACAAUUUUUAUUACGCCCACUAUAACUUUUCGAAUUAGAAAAUCUUAUCUUCCUAGACAUUUCACACUUUUUUCCUUUCCCGUCGAAUAGCGGCAAUAUCUUUUUUACUCGUCCUACUAAAAAAAGAAAAAAAUUAGAAGUGGCGACUGUUUUUAUACGUCUACGGCUAGCCACAAGACAUACCGCCAAAAAGAGCAAAUCUAUGUAUAGAGUAAUCAGUUUCCUUUCAGACCACGUAAAUUUUGCCACCAGGAUGGUCGCUAUCGUAGAGAAACUGAAGAAAGCGAAAUCUCGAUUUUGAAUGCCAAAAAAAUGCACUUUCUUGGGCUCAACAAAAAAAUAUGUUUGAGUCCAUCGUGAAGACAAUUUUUAUGCCUGCAAAAUAUUAAAAUUUUAAGACUUUAUGGGGGUUUAGGCAAAGUUAACGUCAAAAAAUACCUUAUAUUGGCCAUCUUUGCGCUUUUUCUGAACCUGUUUUUAUUCUACUUUCAGUGCAAAAAUAAAAAAUCGGUCGUGUUUUUAGUGACUCUGUACAAUAGAUGGCAUCUAUUGAGCUCUUGAGGCGCUGGCAAUCGUAUAAUAUUGUUUUUACUCCACCACGUGUUCGCCAAAAAAACUUUCCCACUAAAGUCUUUAUCUCCCCUCCUUUUACGGCGUUUUUCGUAUAAUAAUUUCCCAUUCGCAAUCCCGCAAAAAACAAUGAGUGCGCGUUUCUGAGUGCAAUUCAUAAACUAUGAAGGGUUUGUUGACGACAAAGGCUUUCGAGGAUAAUUGUUAUGGAGUGGGGAGAAUGUUACUUUUUUGAUAAACAAGUAAAUUUUUGCUUGCGAGUUGCGGGAGUAGCCCGAAAUAUCAGUAUGUUGGGAAAAUAAUGUGGAUUCGUCGUUUUUUUAAAAUCGCCAGUCAUCGUUUUGCGAAGGCUUACCGCGGUUGUGACCAGAGAUUGCCACGGCCAAAAUUUCGGCUUCGGCUCCGGCUCUCAGCUCCCAGAGCCGGAGCCGAGCCCAAAUUUGCGGCUCUGGCUCCCGGCUCGGAGCCGGAGCCGCUCAGAGCCGGAGCCAAGAGCCGGCUCCGGAGCCGUGGCAAUCUCUGGUUGUAUCUAGUAGAGGCUUUUUUGGGAUGUCGCUCGCACCCUGACUUUUUCUGCUCAUUACACGGCGCAUAUAAAGGUGGUCAUAUAAGAAUUCAAAAUUUUGUUUUCCCAAAUAGCGAUUUUCGGUGCACAAAAAAGUGCCAAAAAUCGAAAAAUUGGCGUUGACAUAAUUUUUUCAGCACCGAAUUCCGAAAUGCGGUGCUGAAUUAAGCACCUAAGUCUUCGGUGCAGACUUAAGACACUUCAUAGGGCGGUGCUUUUUUCCUUUUUUUGGCCGCAAUUUCCCUGGUUUAUCAGUCUUUUUUUUGAAAAUAACGUGGAUUUGUCGCAGCAAAAUUUCUCGUCUUGUUGAAUCAAAUCUCCACGAGCGUUGAGCCGUGGCAAAGCGAUGAUGGACGAUUCCAAAUCGACGAAUCCACAUUAUUUUCCCGACAAACUGAUAAAAAAAUUUUUGUCUUUGUCAUAGUGCAGUGAUGGACUUGAUCCAAUUCCAAAAAAGGUAUCAUUUUGGAUCCGCAAAGUAUCAAAAAUGUGGCAAAAUACCUCCCUCUCCAAGUGAAAAAACUCUUGAAAAUUGGGGAGGUAUUUAGCCACAUGUUUGAUACUUCGAAAAAUCCCAAAAUAAGCAGCUUGUAAAAGGACAUGUCCAAGAGUUCUUAACAGUCAUUAAUUACGUUAGACUCAUCGUUCGGCCCUAAUUCCCGAGUCAUUACUCAUCGAGAGGCCUUCUUUGUCCUGUCCGAAGAGCACUCUCUUCCGAUUGUAGUCGAAAAUUGCAGUAAAUUGCCGGCAAACGAAGGAUAAAUUACUUGCAAAUUACAGGUACUUUAUAGUACUAAAAGGCUGUCUGAAAAAUAAUGUGGAGAAAUUCCGUCGCUCUCCGAAAAAAAUGAGUUUGAAGCUUCGAAAAAUGGGAGUCGCCCGCGACAUGAGGCAAAACUCCAAAGUUCACUGGGCUUGGGCGAUUGCAAAAGCAAUAAAUCCACAUUAUUUUCCCGACAGACUGAUAAAACCCGGAAAAUCGCGGCUAAAGUAAGAAAAAAACAGCGUCCUAUGAAGUUCUGUGUACUUUAUAGCUUGAGUGCACUUAUUUUUACCUUUAGACUAUAUUAUCUACAUAAUGACACCUUGGGGAAUAAAAAAAUGAAUUUUAUAACAUCAGUAUGAGCGAAAGGAGCAAUUACUCUGUUUUUUCCGAGAGAAAGUGAGUCCAAAUUUUAUAAAACUUCACGUUCAAGUCCUUGGUGGUUUUCGCGAUUCUUCCUGGUCUCAAGGCCCGAUUUACGUGCGCUUUGCUGUUUCAAACGAUGUGAUAUCCGUCUGUCGGGAAAAUAAUGAUCCCAGUACCGCUGAAGCUUCAUUUGUUUUGAUGGCUUUAGUGGAGUAGUACGCGAUGAAAGAGUGGGAGUUGAGGCAAAAAAAUCAAGUGUCAAAAUUAGAAAUCACGAUUUUGUGGGGGUACCUGACUGAAUAUAUAUGAGCUGACUGAAUAUGAAAUUUGGCAAAUUUGGUCUAUUUCUAGGACUAUAUAGUACCAAGUGCUAUAAAUGUGUUUUUGGGCUGUACUAAGCACCAAACCAACACCAUUACCGCCUUACGCCUAAAUUUUCACCUCGUACUAAAUAGUACCAAUCGGUACUAUAGAGUACCAAGUGCUAAAAAUGUGCUUUCGGGCUGUACUAAGCACCAAACCAACACCAUUACCGGCCAAAUUUUCUCCUCGUACUAAAUAGUACCAGGUAGUACUAUUUAGCACCAAAUGUUGAAAAUGUUUUUUCAAGCAGUACUAGGCACCAAAACAACACCAUUAAUGUCUGAAGGUGUUAUAAAUAAAACGAAAAAAUUUCAAAAAGAGUCCUUAAUCGGAACCUAGGUAGUAACAGUAACAGAAACCCGGUUUUCAUAUUCAGUCAGUUCAUAUUCAGUCUCCCUUCGUUUUGCGGGUCUGACUUUGUGUUCUCACGGUAAAAUUUGUUGCCACUGCCACUACUAUCAGCCUGUCGGGGAAAUAAUGUGGAUUUGUCGCAGCAAAAUGUCUCGUUUCAAAGCAAAUCUCCAGCCGCAGCUAGCGCUGUCGCAGAACGGUGAUGAGGGAUUCAAAUGGGCGACAAAUCCACAUUAUUUUCUCGGCAGACUAAUAGUACCAACCUGUCGGAAAAAUAAUGUGGAUUUUUUGCGCUUUAGAAUUGUCCAUCAUCGCUUUGCGACGGCGACAAAUCCACAUUAUUUUCCCGACAAGCUGAUAUCGGUCUGUCGGGAAAAUAAUGAGCAUAAUGUCGCUGCGACAGACCCUUCGCUGAAGUGAAAAGUGAUUCGAUUUUGUCACGACAAAAUUAAUUUUUUCCGGCGGCGAUGCGAUUUUCAAUGCGACACAGUGCUCGUUAUUUUCCCGACAGACUGAUAUGCAAUAAAACAAAGUUUUAUAAUGUAGCUGACGGCAUUUGAAGGCCUUUUGGGACAUUUUUGAUGACCUCUGGCAACGAUGAUCACUAGACUUUCAGGUUCUUAAGGAAGGGCAUUUUAUACGAUCAAACAUAUCCGACUUUUUCUCUUAUAAAAUCUUAUAAAAUGCCGCACAUUAUUUUCCCGACAGACUAAAUUUUAGAAAUUAUUGUAGUCUUAAAUUCUAUGGCACCCUGAAAAAAAUGAUUUUUCCUUAUCGACUGAUUAAAACCACAAAUUGCAAAUUCGCAGGACUUUUUGCACAGAGCGGUAGGCAAUCAUUGACCUCUUCAACCCUUUGGCCAAUAAAAAAUAUCAUUUUCCCCUCAUAAAAACGUAGUAAAAUAAAAAAAAACCGAGACUUUAACUGCCUUCAAAACGUUCUUCAGAUUUUUUACUACUUUAUGGACAUGCUACUUGUAAACGCGAGGACGUUGAGAGCACUUUAUACUCAAAUAUUAAUCAUGGCGGCGUCUCGGAAAUAUUACUCAAAAUUGGGUUGAAACCCUCAGGAAGUAGUCUUGAAAUUUUCUGGAAUUUGCUCGUUUCUUGCCUUUAGGGCGUGUGAAUUUUUUUUAAAUUUUGACCGAUUUUUUGAGGAAUUUUUUGGUCUCCUUUAUUUUUUUUUUGAUUUUAAAUUUUAUGCAAAUUUUGUAACUAAAAUUAUGGAAAAACGUUUUAUAUUUGCAUGAAAUAUCUCUUUUCGAAAUUUAGAAGCAUUUUUUUAUGAACCGCCUCCCGUAUUUUACCUUUUUUUACCAUUUUCCGCAAUUUGAUGUCAUCAUAAUUUUUUACACAAAUUUAUGCAAAUUAAGUCAUUAAACUCUUACCAGAUGCACCGAUUUACAGUGUAAUCCUACUGCAAUUAUAAAAAUAGCCAGAGCUUUCUAUUUUUUCCGAGAAAACUGCAUCUCUCUACCUUGCACUAUAUUGUACAUGGUCCUUGACUUAAAACUUGUAUUCCUCCCUCAACUGAAAAUGAAGUGCUGCCAAAAUUACAUUUCAAAGAUCUAAAUAGAUUGUAUUUUCGAUACUAUUUCAAUUUUCAACUUAUUGUAGUCAAAUUUGUCUAUAAAAAUCAACUUUUAUAUUACACUUGACCAUUAGAGAGGGAGGCUUUAAAGAACACCAGAUUUGCCGCUUUUCAGCUCCAGUAUGUUUAUCUAAAUCAAAUAACACGGUUGAGCGGCACGUAUGCCCGGAUUUGAGAGUAUUUAUUUAUGGAUAAGCGGUUUUGUCGAUGCGGGGUUCACAUAUUUAAAGGGGGGAGUGCGAGCCGAGGUCAAGUCCGCUUUCUGCGGAUGACAGGGGAUUAGUGAUCCACAAACAUGAUAUAAAUUAUGUGUAAGAGUGGUUUUAAAGGUUCAGAAAUUAGUGUCCGACAACAGAAUUGUUAAAUUUUUGAAUUUUUACUGGAAAUUUUAAUUUUGGAAGUUUUCAAAUUUUUUGAAAUUUCGAACAAAAUUGGGUAAAUAAGCUGAUGAUUGAGUUGGAAAUAGCAUAUAAGAUACUUCUGGACACUUUUUCAAGGCUAAGAUGAUGAUUUUUUGGUUUUCUUUCAAAAUUUGAAUUUUAAAAAUUUUGAGAUUUUUUGAAAUUUCGACCAAAAAUAGGUAAAGAAGCCGAUGAUUGAGUUGGAAAUAGCAUGCAAGAUAUUUCUGGAGACUUUUUCAAGGCAAAAGAUGAUGAUUUUUUUGAUUUUUUUUCAAAAUUUGAAUUUUGAAAACUUUGAGAUUUUUUUAAAUUUCGACCAAAAAAUCGGCGAAAAAUUUUAGACUUCCCCUCAAAACAGAUCAAAAAUAUCUUCUGAUCUUUUUCAAAGCCUACUGCACGGUGAAAAAAACAGAAAAUUGCACAGUUCAAAAUGAACUUUUUUCGCACAGUGCGCGAAAAUAACUCCCGUUUGUACGUUGAAAAAAGCAGCAGACCAAUGAUCAAUGCUUACUAUUAUUUUCCAAGUCCGGAUUGGCUAAUUAGAAAGCCUUGUGAUUUGAAAGAAGAUGCACUUACGUCCUCACAAAUAUAAUGGAGUUAUAUUGGUCCUGUCAUCAUCAAAGAUGACCAUGAAAUUUGUCAUGGAUUGAAAUGGAGAUUUUUCAAGACAUAUGCGAAAAAGUUAGGUCGCGCAGAAAUCGUCGGGUUUUUUUGGUCGAAAAUUGUCGGAAAAUCAAAUUUUUGGUCGAUUUUUCUGGACAAGAUAUUCGUAUGUUGUUUGAUAAAUUACACAAAAAAAAUCGCAAAUAUACGAUCAAAAAUCAUUUUUUCUCUGAUCGAAAACGUUUUCAUAAAGUGCAUGGACAUUUGUUCUCUUCCGCACAGUGCAUUUUGAACCUUUUCCUACGCUUGUCGCCAACGCACAGUGCAUUUUGAACCUUUUCCACGCUUGUCGCCAACGCACUGUGCAUUUUCCAUUUUCCUCUUUUCGCACAGUGCAAACCUCGAAAAAUCCGCUUGCACUGUGCAGAUUUUUGAGCAAAACCGCAGCGACGCAAUUGGAAAAACCUUACGUCGCGGCGAUAUUUCAAUGCACGGUGCGAAAACUAAAUCAAAAAUUUGCCGCACUGUGCACAAAGAACUUCCAUUUUCGCACUGUGCAUUUCAUCAUGUUUUGGUUUUCGCACCGUGCAUCGGAAAUAUUUAUCGCGGCGACGUCACUUUUUCAACUUUGUCGCUACGGCAUUUUCUGAAGAGUUUGCACAGUGCAAACGGCUUUUUUCAGGUUUGCACUGUGCGAACGGAGAAAGUGCACUGUGCGUCCGCGACAACUUGAAAUUUGCACAGUGCACACGGCUUUUUUGCGGUUUGCACUGUGCGAAAAGCAAAAAGCAAAAAAUUGCACUGUGCAUUGGCGACAAGCGUGGGAAAAGGUUCAAAAUGCACUGUGCGGAAGAGAACAACAGUCCAUGCACUUUAUGAAAAUGUGAAUUAAUACGGUGAAGGGGUUCUGCUUCGUACCUAUGUGUACAGUAAUCCCAUUCUACUCCAUCUUUCGGGUGUAAUCGGGUUAUUUUUGGGGCAAAAAAUUUAUUCUCGAGCUGAAACAGAAUGCCAAAAAUUUUUAUUUGUUUGAGCUUUGUUUGAUAUCUGUCUGUCGGGAAAAUAAUGUGGGUUCGUUGAUGCCUCUCCGUCGGGAAAAUAAUGUGGGUUUGUCGAUAUCAGUCUGUCGGGAAAAUAAUGUGGGUUUGUCAAUAUUACUUUGCCGGGAAAAUAAUGUGGGUACGUCAAUUUCAGUUUGUCGGAAAAAUAUUGUGGGUUUUUCAAUUUUAGUCUUGUCGGGAAAAUAAUGUGGGUUUGUCAAUAUAAGUCUGUCGGGAAAAUAAUGUGGGUUUUUCAAUUUUAGUCUGUCUGGAAAAUAAUGUGGGUACGUCAAUUUCAGUUUGUCGGAAAAAUAUUGUGGGUUUUUCAACUUUAGUCUGUCGGGAAAGUAAUGUGGGUUCGUCGAUAUCUCCAUGUCAGGAAAAUAAUGUGUAUUCAUCGCGCCUUGGAAUCGCCUAUCGCUUUGCGAUGACUCUGGAGAUUUGGCGACAAAUUUUGCUCCGACAACUCCACAUUAUUUUCCCGACAGACUAAAAUUGAAAACCCCCACAUUAUUUUCCCGACAGACUGAUAAAUCAUCAUAUUAGUCUGUCGGGAAAAUAAUAUGCUCUCUGUCGAAUCGAAAAUCGGAUGAUAUUGCACUUUGCGAACUUGCUUCUUGAAAUCUUUUAAAUUUUCGACAUCUUGAGAUAAUUACCUUUGAAUGGCCUAUUGUUUAUACAAUCCUAGCCCCACCGAAAGCUAAACCCUACCUUGUUUCCUACACUACAAUUCGAGGGCGACAUGAGAACCCGAAACGGUUCAACCUGCAAUUAAAGUGGACAUGUGGGCUGAAAUAGCUCUCAUCUUGUGAUAAACCGCAAUUACCACUCGAGUUUACAUACCGAAAAAAUUUGAAAAGGCCCCAGAAUGAUUUUCAGACUAUAUUCUGAAGUAUUGGGCAUUGUUUUCAGCGAUUUUUCGGGAGAAAUUUGAAAUUUUUAGAUUUUUUUCAAUUUUAAAAGAUUUUUUCAAAAUUUCCGAACUUUUUACUAUUGUAAUUACAGUAUUAUUAUGCAAAAAGCUCAUCUCAUUUUCAGGACAUCCUCGCCUCACGGAACAUGACAUCGUUAGACUUUCGGAACAUUAACUAUUCGCACUACCCGACGUCACCGCCCAACUACGUAAGCCGAAAAAUAUUCAUCCGGCCAUCUUGAGGUCCGAGCGCGUAAAUAUCAACUCGAAAAACAAUCCAAAAUGCAUCGCGAUGCCCCGUUUCUCGUCGUAACGCAUCGCACAUCGGACAUUUUGAAGGGUUAAUUUGAGCAAACGCCUAGGGCUAUAUUGUAGCAGGAAGAGGGGAUGCUGUUAUUGAAAGAGUCAUAAGUCUGCUGGUUGAUGGAGCCGGGGAAUGGAGCAUAUACGAAAUCAUAGCUUAGGUAACUGGCUGUAAGAUAGGUCCAUAACGAAAUUUCGUAUUAAUUGCCUAAGGGGAUUUUUUGACAUUUUGAUGAUUUGGCCCCGUCAAGUAAAAAAAAUAGUUUUUUCGGUUUAAAAAUCUCAAAAAAUUGACUUGUCGCAAUUUUUGGGAUACUGUAAUGUCAUCUAGGAGUAAUCUACUACAUCAAUUAUAUCCUGUAUAUUAAUUUUCUCCUCGAAUUUUUGACUUUGCUCUAAAGUCCCUCGAAAUUCCGGGUCUCCCUAAUAAAACCGCCGAAAAUGACCUGAAGGCAAAAGAUCAGAAAAUCACCAAUAUUCCAUUCGAAAGCAGGCUUCACUAGCUAUGUUUUGAUAUACAACCCAUUCUCCAAAAUCUUCUCCCGACGGACUUAUCGCCAUUUCAAGUCAAAUUCCUAGCCCCACAUGGAUAGCAUCGAAUAUACCGUCGAAAAUUUUCAGCCCAUGCUAAUCUCGGUGAACAUUUGCAACACAUUGGGUCUACUCUGCAUUUUCCUAAAUCUAUUUGUGGUAUACGCGUUGUUGCGCAACCGGCGAAGGGUUUUGGCCAAUGUUUUCUACGUGCUGGUCUUGCACUGUGCGUUCGUCGACUUGAUCCGAGGCACAUGUUUGGUGGCGUGGGGAAUGCCAAAUUUGCUGAUAAAUCGGUUGAACACAGUGCAGGAUCGAUUGUUAUUGCUGAAGGUAAGAGAUUGUUGAUUUUAUGCAAAUUUUUUGGGUAAUUAAGUAAAAUUUGUGCAUUUUUUUAUGGAAAUAAGCAAAUUUUUCUAAUUUUAUUCAAAUUUUGCCUUGUUUCAGCCCUUUCAAAUGUUAUAAUACUAUUUUCAGAUCAAUCAAUUCACCCUGAUUGUCCUCCGCUCAUGUAAUUUCCUCACAAUAUUCAAUUUACUCGUCUUUACCACCAAUGAAUUUAUUGUCAUCAAAUUCCCCCUGCAUUAUCGCCGAUACUUCCGCAGGAGAACGGUCCUAGUUAUUUUGGGAUGCAGGUAGAUCUUGUAACAUCUUGUCAGAUAUUUUUCCUCUAAUUUUCAGCUGGCUGAUAUCCGUUUUGUUCGGCGUUGGCAGCGUUUUCUCCAACUUCUUCCCAAGCGCGCAUUCCGUGCUGGUCCUGAACAAUGGAACUGCGUAUUUGCGCGGGAAAGCAUGUAAGUACAACUUAAUUUUUGGCCUAAGCCAAUUAUAGUGAGCCGAGGAUCAUGCUGCUAGAAGAUUUGACCUGUCAUAAAACUUUUUUUCAAGUUUGCCCAAAUUGCCCGGAGAUUUGGGCAGAUUGGUCAAAAAGAGCCGAAAAUAGCCGAGACCGGUCCAAAAAAUAUAAUAUUUUUUAAAUUUGACUUCGGUCCAAAAAAAUAUAAUCUUUUCUUUUGAAAUUUGACCGGUCAGACAGGGCAAAUUUGGCCAGGUUGGGCAAAUUAGUCAGGUUAGGUCAGAAUGAUUAGAAUAAUUGAAGUCCGGUACAAAAAAUUAUUUUUUAAACUUGAUCAACCUGGUCGUUCCGGUCAAAUUGGGCAAAUUCGGUCAGAUUUGGGCAAAUUUGGGCAGCUUGGGCAAAUUUUGGUUAGACUGUAAAAAAUGGGCAUAAUUAAGUCAGAACGCUGAAAAUCAGUCGACGUCGGUGAAAAAAGCUCUUUUUAAACCUAGUCCUGACCCUGACCGGUCACAUUGGGCAAAUUCGGUCAGGUUGGGCAAAUUUUUCAGAUGAGGUCAGAGCCAUUAAAACCGGUCGAUACCGGCCAAAAACUUUUUAUAAAAACUUGAUUUACAUGACUUGACCGGCCAGGACAGGCAAAUUUGGGCAGCUUGGGCAAAUUUUGGCAGGUUGGGAAAAUAAUGUUAGAUUAGGUCAGAAUCAAUUAAUUCGGUCAAUACUGGCCAAAAAAAGACCUUUUUAAACAAUACCAACUUGAUAUGGCCUGUCACCUUGGGCAAAUAUGGCCAUAUUAGGCAAAUUUGGACAGCUUGGCAAAUUUGAUCAGACUGAUCAACUUCGACAAAAGACGUUUUUUUUUCAGACUCCCGAGGCCCCGGGCUCACUCGCCGUGAGAUGGAUGGCGUCUCAAUAAACGUAAUUUGCAUGCUGAUGAUCUUUGUUUUAUGUUAUCUAUGUCUCGUCAUUGUUUUGGUAAGUCCUGAAAACAUUAGAAUUUCAAAAAUUUGUGCCGUAUUUUACCCUCAAAUUUCCAUUUUCAGAUCUGUUACGGAACAAUCCUCCGGACCAUCCGGCAGUUCCAUUCGGGCGAUACGAAGGGGAAGUUCCACAACGAGGAGAGUCAAAAGUUUAAUCGCUCCACAAUGCACUCUCAUCAAUGCUCGUCGCAGAAAUGCAUCGAAAUCGACAAAGAAGGGAGAUCUACUGUGGUUUCGAAUGGAAAUAGUGUCCAAGUUCCGAAUGAUUCGUCGGCCAAAACUUCAACUGCAAGUCAGCCGUAAGUUAGAGACUUGAAAAAAGAAUUGGCAGCUGGGCAACGUGUGAGGCUCGGAUUUUUCUCAGAUUUUGAAUUUGAGAAGCGCCGAGGUAUUUAACGGGCUUUGUCGACGUGAGAGUGCGGGAAAAGAGGAGAGCGGUCAGAGAAAAGCGCUAUUCUUGGACAAAUAAAAGGGGGAAAAUUGUCCUGAAGGUCUUAGAACACCUUACUCAACAUUUUUAACAAUUUUCAUCAAAAUCCUAUCUGGUGACAUUUUAUACGAUAAAAUGUUUUUUUACAGAAAAGUCGGUUCUGUGGUAUAUAAAAGAGGGAAAAUUGUCCUGAAGGUCUUAGAACAUCCUACUCAACAUUUUUAACAAUUUUCAUCAAAAUUCUAUAUGCUGACAUUUUAUACGAUAAAAAGUUUUUUCGGAGAAAAAGUCGGUUCUUGGACAAAUAAAUGAGAAAAAAUUGUUUUGAGGGUCUUAGAACAUCCUACUCAACAUUUCUGACAGGUUUCAUCUAAGAUCAUAACUGCUAUUUUAUACGUUGAAACAUGUGAAGGAGUGGUCUUAGUCGUAUAAAAUGUCUCUUUCAGAGUGCCAAUAGUGCAAUUUUCAGAUGUCGAUGCAACUUGAAAAAAAAUUAGGAUAUUUUUUGUCAAGACAUGUGGGAGAUUUCUAUCUUGCGCUUUGCAAAGACCGAGAUUUUUUGGGUCGAAAGUUGGAAAAAAAUUGACAGUUUUUUGCGAUUUUUGGCACAAAAUGUUUAGCGGCUAUUUGUACUGUAGAGAGUAAUGUCUCCACAAAAAAUCAAUUUUUUCCGCGCGAAACUGGCAAAGAUAUAGCCAAAAAGCGAGGUUUUUUCUCUGACCGCUCUCCUAAUUUCGCGUACUCUCUCGCCCUCAAAGAGUGUUCCAUAUCUCGGCGUUGCAAACAAAGCACGAGGAAUUGAUAUGUAUCCUAUGCAUGACUUAAUUCCCGUAUAAAUACAAGAUUUUGUGUAGGGUGACAUUUUAUACGAUAAAAAUAUUCCAGACACUUUUCGUCGUAUAAAAUGGUCUUUCCUUCGAAAUUUUUUAAUUUUACAAGUAAAACAGAAAUUAGUGGUAAAAAAUGUCUCCACAAAAAAUCAAAUAGCCAAAAAUAGACUUUUCUCUGCCGCUCUCCUAAUUUCGCGUACUCUCUCGGCGGAAAACAUCGCUGAAUAUUUCAGGUCUCCCUUCAAAACGCGAGCUGAAAUUUUUAGGGAUUGAUAAAUGGCCUAUGACUGCUGUGUGUGCAAGAUUUGAAGAAAAUCUGAGCAAAAAUUUUUUUCUAAAAAAAAUUUUUUUGAAAUUUUCCCCCAUAAAACCCAUUUAGUUUCAGCCGCUGCAACUCGCAUCGCAAAUGGCGCACACACUUGAUGUCGCGCCACAAGUAUUUGAUCGUGAUCGGCAGUGUGUUGUUCGUCGACAUCUUGUUUUUAUUCCCGUAUUCGGGCAUUCAGCUGGUCGCUUUCUUGCAGAUCAACAAAUUAUUGGAUCUCUCGCCCAAAUCGAGUCUAAUUCGUUACGGAUUUCAAGUGAGUUUUGGGAUUUUCGGUACAAAGUUUUAAAAAAUCUCAAUUUUUUAAAUUUUGCUGAUUUUGAUGAGGCUUGGCAUAGCUUUAAAAUUACCUUUUCUAUGACAUAUUUGAGAUUUUUAGCUCGAAUUUUGCAAAAAAUCCCAAGAUUUUAGACGAAAAAUUGGGGAAAAUUCAAAAAUUUCGACCGAAAAAUCUCGAUGGUAUGUGCAAACUGCGGUCUGAAAUUUUGGUAUAUAUGCUAGAACAGCAGAUUCUAAAUUUACUUAAAGUUUUGACCUUAAUUGAAGGGUUGAACAUUGAAAAAAAUCCAUUUGAACUCUAUAUUAGCCGUUUUUAAAGGUUUCUCGACUUUUUGGGCCGUUUCGGCCGUUUUCCAAAAUUUUGACGGCUUAAAUCGAUUUUAUAUGGUAGUAAAUGCCAUAGAGUCGGGUUGAAAAUCCUUUGCAAUUCUUGAUUGAGCCUCUAUUUAACGUAAUUUCAACUCUUUUCGAGGGUUUCUCGAUUUUUUGGACGUUUUUCAAUUACGGUCAUUUUAUCGGAUAUAAUCGUUUUUAUACAGCAGUAAAUGCCAUAAAGUUGUCUGAAAAUUACUCUACGAUGCUUGAUUUAGUGUUUUUUUUCUUUAAUUCCCCAUUUCCAGAUCCUAAUCGGCAUCCAUUCGGUGUGCCAGCCGCUCUGCUACUUCCGAAUGAACGAGUUCCGGCGGCUGGCCUGCUGCUGUGCGCAGCCCAAGAUCUCACGCUCCAAGUCGUUCAGUCAGUCCAAGGAGGGGCUGGCCUCCAACGACGAGGAGACGAACACGCCGCUCCAGAGCAACCCGCGCGCCCAUCAGUACCAGGCACGCUAUCUUACGCCGCCCUCCACGCGACGGCUUUAAGUGUGGCUUCCCCCUGUCUUGCUGUGUGUUUUCGGGCCGGUUCCGAACUUCUUGUUGUCCCAUUGUUACUAGCAGUUAUUUACUAUACAAUUUCUUGUUGCGUGUGUGGGAGUUGGGGAGGAGUGAGUUUGCUGUGGAUGGAAUUAUGUAUUCAGGUGACAAAUUACGAGUAAAAAAUGAGAUUUUUUGACGAAAAACGGACGGAUUUUGAUGAAAAGUGGCAGAAAUUAAGCCAGUCUUCCGCUUUUUAACGGAAUUUUGACAAUUGUGCAAAUUUUUGAAAAUUAUGAAAAUUUUUGAAAAUUAUGCAAAUUUUUGAAAAUAAUGCAAAUUUUUGAACAUUAGGGAAAUUUUUGAAAAUUAUGCAAAUUUUUGAACAUUACGCGAAUUUUUAAAAUUUAAGCAAAUUUUUGAAAACUAUGAAAAUUUUUGAAAUAUAUGCAAAUUUUUGAAUUAUGCAAAUCUUUGAAAAUUACGCGAAUUGUUGAAAAUUAUGCAAAUUUUUGAAAAUUGUGCAAAUUUUUGAAAAUUAUGCAAUUUUUUAAAUUAUGCAAAUUUUUGAAAAUUACGCGAAUUUUUGAAAAUUAUGCAAAUUGUUUAACAUUAUGAAAAUUUUUUAAACAUGCAAAUUUUCGAACAUUAUGCAAAUUUUCGAACCCCAGUUUGCACCGCCCACUUUUAGUUUUUGCACUGUGCAUCCAAAAAACCGCCGCGACAUAAGUUUUUACGACCGCGUCGCUACCAAAAAAUGGUGAAAUGCGCAAUGCAAAAUGUGGCACUUUAUGAAAAUACGAUCUGUCGGGAAAAUAAUGAGCACCCAGUCGCAUCAAAAAUCGCACUGCCCAAAUCAAAUUGCUUUCCACUUCAGCGGUCGGCAUUGUGCACAUUAUUUUCCCGACAGACUGAUAGGAGGGCUUUGUUAGUCUUUUUUUACCUUACAUUCACUCCAAAUUUCAUCAAAAUUCGAGCAAAUUAAAAGAAUUUUUUAGCUCUCAUCCUCAACAGUUUAUUCCUCCUCGAAGCGAAUCCCCAUGUAUCAUAUGUAUUUUCCGACUUGUUUACUCCAAUUGUCCUGUUUGAAGUGAUAUAAAAAGCAAAAAUAAAAAAAAUUUGAAAUUUUAACCUCUCUGUUUGCUGUGCUUGAAGAAUCCAAUUGAAAAAUUAAUUAAAUUUCCCCAACAAUUGAAUAUUUUAGCAGCGAAUCCACAAGCUGAGCACCGGCUCGCACACGGAUCCGAUCAACAAACGGCUUCGGCAUCACCAUCAGAAAGAUCAGCACAGUGUGGGCCCCGUACGGCGAUUGUCGCGUCUGAUCAGUCAGAGUUUGAUGGACUCGGAGACCGAGAGCGACUACGACGAAAGAGCGCCGGAUCUGGUGCUACCGGCAGUCACGGUGAUCGUCCCGAAUGAACAGGUAAAAUGGGAUUGCAGGCGAAGAGUCCGGGUUUCCCGAAAAGUGCCGCUUUUUGAAUUUUUCGAAAUGAGAGGUGACAUUUUAUACGAAGGAAAUGUUUUUUCGGAUUUGAAAAUGAAGGUUGACAUUUUAUACGAUAGAAUUUUAUUUUAAAAACCUGAGGUGACAUUUUAUACGAAGGAAAUGUUUUUUCGGAUUUGAAAAUGAAGGGUGACAUUUUAUACGAUAAAAAAAUUCUUCAAAUUUUUAGAAUAUGAGGUGACAUUUUAUACGAUGGAAAUCUUUUUUCAAAUUUUUAAAGGGAAAGGCGGCAUUUUAUACGAUAGAAUUUUAUUUAAUUUUAUAAACCUGAGGUGACAUGUUAUACGACGGAAAUGUUUUUUGGAAUUAAAGGUGACAUCUUAUACGAUGAAAAUUUUUCUCCAAUUUCUGACAAUCUUGUCGUAUAAAAUGUCUCCUCCCUUCUUGAAAAAAAAUUUAAGAAAAGUUUCAUCGUAUAACACGUAAAAAAGCAACUUUUUACCCACGAAACUGACAAAGCUAUGGCCAAAAAGUACUUUUCCUUCUAACCGCUCUCCGCCUUCAGUGUACUCUCUUGUACGCAAACAUUGUUCAAUAUCUCGGCUGUUUCUGUAAAGCGCAAGCUAAAAGUUUCAAGCCUUGAUCCAAUAAAUAUGGUUUUUUCAGAUCGAAGACCCCGAACUGCCUCAUACGCCCACUGAAAGUGAGUUGGAGCAUAUAUUGGACUGUGGCUUAGGUUCGCCGUUCCUGGAGACCAACUGGAAUCGCGUGGUCGGAGCGAGUUUGCGGUUUCGCGGGGGCUUUAAUGUAAGUUGAAUCUAUUUCUCAUGCAGUUUAGAACUACUCGGGCAAAAGUCCUGAGGGUUAUUUAAACGGAUAAUUAAUCGAAUAGAGCACUCUGGAAAAAAGAGUUUUGUCGCUGUGAAAACGCUUGGAGUACUUUUUAGAGUACCCAGAAAAAAGCGUUUUGGUUAAAAGCUUUGGCAACGAGCAGCAUAGAUGACGGAUUUUUUGGAAAUUUUUGUUUUUUUUUGAGCGAUGAGAAGCUUUGAGAUCUCCCAAAAAUUUUUUUUCGUGCUCUGGAGAGUGCUCCCAGCCAUAUACCAUCACCAUUUUUACCACUGACACAUUUUAAAUGAGUGUCAUAAUGACACAUUUUUUGGACUUUCUCUGAUUUUUUUCCGCGAUGAGAGGCUCUGAGAUCUUCCAAACAAAAUUUUUCAUGCUCUGGAGAAUGCUCCCAGCCAUUACUACCAUUAUUUUUACCUCUGACAUAUCUUAAUUAAGUGUCAUCAUGACACAUUUUUUGGACUUUCUCUGAUUUUUUCCGCGAUGAGAGGCUCUGAGACCUCCCAAAAAAUUUUUGCGUGCUCUGGGGGUGCUCCCAGCCAUAUACUACCAUUAUUUUUACCACAGUCACAUUGUUAAUGGGUGUCAUCAUGACACAUUUUCUGGACAUACAGAGAUUUUGAAGUCUCUGCCAUAUAUCAAAGGGAAAGACUAGUAAAUCAACUUUUUCUCUUCCAGGAAGACGAAGCAAAUCGCCAUAAACUCAGCACUUUGUCGGAUAUGCGCUCCUCCACCUGCUUCGAACGCGAAUCCUUUUGCCUUCCGAGUGAAGCCGAAGAUGAUUAUGAUGAAGAUGAGCCCUCGUCACGCCGCAAUUCAGCGCUGCCACAGUGA